GUGCAGGGUCGGCAGUAGAGAUUAGCCUAGCUUAGCAUUUGGGCGAAUAAAAAUAUUAUGCAACUCGCUGAACGGCUGAGAUAAAAGGCAGGCAUCAAAGUGAAUUUGUGUAUUCCUUUGAUGGGAUAUUUUGUUCUACAUCAAGUGCUUCUUCUGGUCGCUGGAUUAGACUCUACGCCAGAUGAAUUCUUCUCUGUUCAGCUUAAUUGUAUUCCUCUACAUUCACGGAGUGCACGUGGAUUCCAAGGUUGACCGCUACAAUUUCAACCUUUUCGAAAAUGGGACAAGUUUUACGGAGAAGGUAGAGGUGGACGUAGACAACCAAACAGAAGUGUUUAGAGUUCCUCGCCAUAACGAUAACGAUGCAUUGGACUUAAUGAACGAUUUCGCUGCGGGCCUAACAGCUCGUCGUGUUCCUUUAAGUAAAGAUUGCUAUGUGUCCAAGUUGGACCCAUCUGUUCCUUCACCACGAGAAAUGAAGAUGGAAAUGGACAAGGCGUCAGAGCAGCCCUUACCAAAUAAAGUGAAAGUUCGCAGAACUGAAGUGAAAUUACUUGGUUUGGCAGACAGGAAGGCACUACCUCAGAAGAUCCUCGAUUUUUGUGGUAGUUUUCCAAUCUACAACAUUAAAGAAGUUCAAAUGGACGAGAGGCACUCAUUUAUUACGCGAGAAAAUGGCAAGGGACGACGGAAACGGAGUCACUGGAUAUCCCAGUGGAAUGGAUGCUCCCAUGCCGACGUAAAACAAAUGCAGGAUUGUCUAAACAAAGUUGGACAUCUGAACCUCACAUUAAGCUGCAAGUACGACGUUAUUUUCUGCUUCUACAGAGCUACCUGCAAGCAUAUUGCCACAGUAAAUACAUUGGUACCUACCUACCAGUGCACUGGAAUCCCACAUGAAGUCAACCUCGUAGGCCUCUGUUGUAGUGCUAUUUGUUAACUGAAGAGUGAUUGUUUGUUAAGGUUAUUUUUUAAAGGUUUUUCUUGUGAUAAAAUUGUAAAACACUGCAACAUAGUACAUGGAAUAGUAAAGACAGGUUUAAAUCAAUAAGGCAGCGCAGGGCAGGAUGAUUUACGAACUAGUACUGUUAAUAAAACUUCGAUUUACUUUUCUUUUUUGUUUGGACCGGGCGAAGCACGACGGAAUGCGAAGGGCAAACAAAUGCGUCAAGGUAAUGGCCUUUCAAACGAGUUACCAGUAUGUCAAUAAAGAUUGAAAUUUUCCCAUUUUCA
This is a messenger RNA of Stylophora pistillata, 1233 nucleotides long. RefSeq lists its product as uncharacterized. The record is from RefSeq and is a predicted model, not a curated record. NCBI's taxonomy places the organism in Eukaryota, Metazoa, Cnidaria, Anthozoa, Scleractinia, Pocilloporidae.